AGUCGGAAAGCCCGAGUUGGCUGGGAAAAAGCGAGGCGGACGGUGGCCGGCGGGGCCGGGCCCGGAGGCGGCGGCGAUGGAACUCAGGAUGAAGCGGCGGGCGUCUGACAGAGGAGGUGGGGAAACAUCGGCCAAGGCUCUCUGCACUGGGAUUUCCAGCAACAAUGCCAAGCGGGCUGGGCCUUUCAUUCUUGGGCCUCGCUUGGGCAACUCCCCAGUGCCUAGCAUCGUCCAGUGUUUGGCAAGAAAAGAUGGGACGGAUGACUUUUACCAGCUCAAGAUCCUCACCUUGGAGGACAGGAAUGACAAAGGCACAGAAACCCAGGAGGAACGUCAAGGCAAGAUGCUGCUCCAUACGGAGUACUCCCUUCUCUCCCUCCUGCACAACCAGGAUGGGGUAGUCCACCACCAUGGCCUUUUCCAGGACCGAGCCUGCGAGCUGGUGGAAGACCUGGAGUCCAACAGGAUGGUCCGCAAGAUGAAGAAGCGUAUCUGUCUGGUGCUGGACUGCCUCUGUGCUCACGACUUCAGCGACAAGACAGCUGACCUCAUCAACCUCCAGCACUACGUCAUCAAGGAGAAACGCCUCAGCGAGCGGGAGACCGUGGUCAUCUUCUAUGACGUCGUGCGGGUGGUGGAAGCUUUGCAUAAGAAGAACAUUGUGCACAGAGACUUGAAGCUGGGCAACAUGGUGCUGAACAAAAGGACCCACCGAAUCACCAUUACAAACUUCUGCCUUGGCAAGCACCUGGUAAGCGAGGACGAUCUCCUGAAGGACCAGCGUGGGAGCCCAGCCUAUAUUAGUCCUGAUGUUCUCAGUGGUCGGCCCUAUCGCGGGAAGCCCAGUGACAUGUGGGCCCUGGGCGUGGUCCUUUUCACCAUGCUGUACGGGCAGUUCCCCUUCUAUGACAGUAUCCCUCAGGAGCUCUUCCGCAAGAUCAAGGCUGCUGAAUACACCAUCCCAGACAGAGAUGGGCGGGUGUCGGAAAACACUGUCUGCUUGAUCCGGAAGCUCCUGGUCCUGGAUCCUCAGCAGCGCCUGACAGCCUCCGAGGUGCUCGACUCACUCAGUUCCAUCAUUGCCUCAUGGCAGUCCAUGUCCUUGCUGAGCGGGCCUCUGCAGGUGGUGCCGGACAUCGAUGACCAGGUGGCAAACCCCGAAAGUGCACACGAGGCGAAGGUGACUGAAGAGUGCUCUCAGUACGAGUUUGAGAACUACAUGAGGCAGCAGCUGAUGCUGGCCGAGGAGAAGAACACGCUCCACGAGGCCAAGAGCUUCCUCCAAAAGCGGCAGUUCGGGAACAUCCCGCCGGUGCGCCGCCUGGGCCACGAUGCUCAGCCCAUGAAUCCCCUGGACGCAGCCAUCCUGGCGCAGCGUUAUCUGCGGAAGUAGCUCCUCAGCCACACAAGGGUCGUCCGCCACCCACCUGACGCAGCGCGACAGCCGUGUGCUGGGGAAUCACCAAUAAUGUAGCAAGUCUUCCUCUGCUUUCCGAGCACUGGCAGGGCGAGGGCGAAAGCCGUCUGGGAGGGGACGGCCAACUCGGACUUUGAGUCGAGGCCUAGACGGCUAAUCUGUUUUUUAAACGUGACUCUGAAAUCUACCUCUGUCUUUUUUUAACCACACUGUUCUCUGGACUGAACUGGAGCGUGUUUUGGCAAAGGGCGUCAGAGUGGGCUUCUUUUCUGACGCGAACAUUGGACUGCAGAGAGCAUGUGGGGUUGCGUCUCUGCUCCAUAUGGUUUGAAUAAGCUUAAUCGUUCCCCCCCCCCUUUCCUCCCUCUGGGUUUCAUGAAAGUUAACUAUUUCUUAGAAACCUCCCCCCCCCCGUCCUCCUCUUCCUAAUUGUUCUGUUUUUGAUUUAACGCCUGGUUUGAAUAUACUUUUCUGUAAACGUUGGUUUCAGAGCCCUGUGUGAGCACAAACUUGGCCAACUAGUCAUCUUUACAGCAACCUUGCCGGGGAGGAAGCAUUGCAUGUGACUUCUGCCCCAGGUAGGAGAGCUUCACCCCCAGGGCUGUCCAGUUCUUCUUUUUCUGGAGCACCUCCCCUUUUCCAGCCACUUAAUUCUUUUAUGUGCGUCCUGGGACUUCUGACUUUGUGUUGGGAUCGGGUUUGCUUUCCCCCCUCUAAUCAAUAGCUUAUGGAAGGUGCAGUUAACAUUGCAUUAAUUCUGCUGCUGCCUGCCACAGUGGUAUGGCUGAAGGGGUAAAUCUAUGAUAAUGUGAAAAGUUUUCUCCGUCUUCCCUUCCCUUCCUCCCCCCCUCCCCGCCUCGUAUAUGUCUUGAAUUCAGAGAGGCCAGCUGUUCUCUGCUGCUUGUGUGAUGCUCUUUCUUGCCAUUGUUGCCUUGUCAGGGCACUUCCCUGUUGGCACUCUUCAAGGGGGGAAACACUCCCCAGCAGCCUUGCACCUGGCAGAUUACACAGAGAACCGGCCUGCUCCCUUUUCAGUCUCAUUCUGGGAACUGGAUGCCUCUCUUGCCAGUUAAGCUGCUUGCAGGCAACUCUCUUUGGCCUGCACUGCACCAGUCUCUUCCCCCCCCCGCCCCCACCCAACUUAGGUCUGAUUUAAAGAUGAUGCAGACAAGGCCCAAGUACCCCCCUGGUGGACUUUGCACAGGCCCAGCAUCUUGUUUGCAGUGGGCUGCGACCCUUGCAGAGUAGCAGUGCCCACUAGUAGCCUAGUCCAAACGAGGCUGCACUGCGGGGGGGGGGGGCGCUUCUGCCUUGCCUUGUGCACGCCGCCUUUAAACCCAGCCAUUGCACCCUCUAACCCUUUUUUUUCUUUUGCACCUGGCCAUGGUGUGCGAUCCCUACAGGGACAGAGUCGCAAAAGCAGUUGUGCUACCCGGUGGUACAAAGUGGUUGGUUACAAAACUAGAAGGACUUGUUGGGUCCCACUCUAGCCUGGACGGCCCAGGUUAGCCUGAUCCCCUCAGAUCUCAGAAGCUAAGCAGGGUCGGCCCUGGUCAGACAAGAAAGUUCUUGGCGAGGAGCUGUCUGGGGCUAGACUCCGCAGCAUUAAACUUUGGCAGCAGGAGAGGUCUGAGUUGUGUUCUGAAUGGCUUCAGCAUGCAGGAAUGUUUUCUUUCUUACAUGAACCACAAAAGAAAUUCAAAAGCUGAGUCUUGGAGACCUUGUAAUAAAAACCUGCCAGGUUCUAAGGUGUUGUAUGAUGAGCUGCUUCUGCCGCUGCCUUCCGUGCCAUCAGGGGCUAAGAGGGAGGCUGCCUGGGCCAGUCUCUGGCUUCUGCUGCCCUGGCCACAACGCCCGUUCAGAGUUGCGUCUUUUGUUGCUGGGCUUUUGGGAGGCUCUGGGCUAGGCUGAGUCCGGGAGGCCCCAGCCUCCAGUAGCGUGUUGGCAUGUACAUUUGGCUAUAGUUGCAUUGCUUGGGAAGCAUUAGGCAUCAAGCACUUUCUUCAUUUUUAAAAAUCCAGCUUGGGAUGAAACCAGGAUCAAAGAGCAUUAAAACCUUGUCCUGGUGGUGAGUGUGGGGAGAAGGAGCAGCAGCCUUGGCCAUCAUCUCCCAGGUCACAGAGCCCUGCUUUAGGACUGACUUUCCCCUGCUGCAUCCAGGACCUUGGGGUCUUGAUGGUUUGCACUCUGUCACUGUCCCUUGGGGUACCGGAAUACCCCCUCCCAAAGUGCAGUGGGGUACCCGUAGUCCCACCCAAGAGUGAGCUGCAUAUCAGCACACUUUGCCACCUGGACCAUGUAUUAAGAGCCUGAUAUUAAAUGGGCCCAGCUUGUUCUAAGCCCACCUCCAGAAGGAGCUUUGGGGGUAUCUCCACAGGGAGCUCCACCCCUUCCUGCUCCUAGUUCUGGAACUUACCCAAGACCUUACCAGGCUCGGUCCUGGCGGUGCUGCCCAAGGGGGGGGGGGUCAGGUUACUGUGGCUGCUGAGGAGGGGUGGGGCAGCUCUGGCUGCAAGGCUCGCUUCUCCCGUCUUUUAGUGGAAGUAGCAAGAGCUGGAUUCAAAGUCCAGUAGCACCUUGGAGACUAACAAGGUUUUCAGGGUAUACUCUUUCAGGAGUCAAAAGAUAUCUCACCAAGGGAGCUUUGCCUCUCAAAAGCUGAUACCCCAAAAAUCUUGUUCAUCUCUUAAGGAGCUACUGCACUCUAACAUAGCUAGUCUCCUGGAACUAUCUUCAUGGAAUUAGGAAGACUCUGCUCAGAUUCCUAGGCCUUUGAACGGGCUCUUUCGCCCCUUCCAUUGAGAAAUCUCAUGAAUUCAGGUUCUCACUUUCCCCAAUGGACUCCCCCCCCCCCGGCAUGACAGCCUACAUUUCCUCACCCUCUAUUUAACUUUUUCCUUCCCUAAUGUAGCUGACUGUAUUUGUCUUGCUCUUCCCAGUUCCUCAAAAGAUAGCAAUACUUCAUAGACUGUGCAAAGCUGAGUGAUCUGCCCAUCUUUGGCAUUGUCAUUGUCAUAAAAAGCAAACUGGAAAAAGAUGGAAAGGAAUGGAGGGGGGAGGCAUGCAGCGGCAUGGAAAAUCAGUGUGAGCUAUGGGGUUUUGUUUUGGUGGAUUACUGGUUAGAUGACAGACCGGAGACAAAGAUCCUAUUGUAAAAAAAUUGCAAAGAGAAUUUGUACAGAGACCUAUUUUUGUAUUACAUCCAACUAUUCCUGCAU
This is a messenger RNA of Gekko japonicus, 4635 nucleotides long. It is a transcript of the gene STK40, whose product is annotated as serine/threonine kinase 40. Gene Ontology annotation, biological process: protein phosphorylation. NCBI's taxonomy places the organism in Eukaryota, Metazoa, Chordata, Lepidosauria, Squamata, Gekkonidae. The transcript has 11 exons. Gene Ontology annotation, molecular function: ATP binding; protein kinase activity. Bases 77 to 1393 code for a protein of 438 amino acids. The record is from RefSeq and is a predicted model, not a curated record.